Molecule: messenger RNA, 2676 nt
Organism: Cavia porcellus (domestic guinea pig)
Lineage: Eukaryota; Metazoa; Chordata; Mammalia; Rodentia; Caviidae
Product: UDP-glucuronosyltransferase 2B17-like
Exons: 10
Coding region: 732-1730 (332 amino acids)
Biological process (GO): estrogen metabolic process
Molecular function (GO): glucuronosyltransferase activity
Source: RefSeq, a predicted model, not a curated record
CUUUCACUGCAAAGUUAUUGGUGAACCUCUCACAAAACCCAUGGUUCAUGGAAGAGAUCUCAUCAGCAAAAAGGAACAGAAUGAUACAGAACAUAAGCUCACUUCAAAUCACAUCAGUGAGAAGUAUUAAAUCAGGGAAGCAGUGCAAAAUUUUGCAGGAUAGCAUCAACCAGAAGAGGAUAAAUUCAGGUUCUGUUCACCUGAAAUCUAUUUAACAAGAGUUCAUAGUGUUUAUUUACUUUGUAUUGUUUGAUUGAUCUAUCUUUGCAUAUAGUUAUGAGGCCAUACAGAAUGAACAGUUUCAGAAGAUGCUUCACAAUGCAACAAGGUGCCACGGCCAGCGCAGGGAAGGAGUCAGGCAAGAGACUGAAGACACAGGGAGACCAGUUGCUCAAGAGGCAAAAGGCGAUUUAUUGAAGGACUCCAGAAUUUUUAUAAUGUUUCAAAACAAAGAGCAAUACAAGUCACUUCAGAACACUUUCUUGUGCAUACAGCAAAGGUAAAAAUACAAAUGGAGGUUGUUUGACCAGUAAUAUGGAUGAGUGGUUUCAUGAAGCAUUAACACAACUGGAUAAGAUGCAAUCUUUACAAAUCCUGUUGCUCCGUGUGGUGAGCUGGUGGCUGAGCUACUGAAGUUACCUUUUGUGUACAGUCUUCGCUUCUCCCCUGGCUUCCAACUGGAAAAAAGUGCUGGAGGGCUUCCAUUUCCUCCUUCUUACAUACCUGUCCUGAUGUCACGCUUAAGUGGUGAAAUGACUUUUAUGGAAAGGGUCAAGAACAUGAUAUGCAUGCUUUAUUUUGACUUUUGGAUUGAAGUAUUUAAUCAGAAAAACUGGAACAAGCUUUACAGUGAAACGUUGGGAAAACCAACUACAUUUUAUGAACAAAUGCAGAAAGCAGAUAUGUGGCUUAUUCGAAGCUACUGGGACUUGGAAUUUCCUCGCCCUACCUUACCAAAUUUUGAGUUUGUAGGAGGACUCCACUGCAAACCUGCCAAACCACUACCUAAGGAAAUGGAAAACUUCGUGCAGAGCUCUGGAGACCAUGGCAUCGUGGUGUUUUCCCUGGGGUCCAUGGUCAGUGACAUGUCAGAAGCAACAGCCAAUGCCAUCGCUUCAGCCCUUGGACAGAUUCCACAAAAGGUGAUUUGGAGAUUUGAUGGCAAGAAACCAGAUACCCUAGGAGCUAACACUCAGUUAUUGAAGUGGAUCCCCCAGAAUGACCUACUUGGUCAUUCAAAAACUAGAGCUUUUAUAACUCAUGGUGGAGCCAAUGGUGUUUAUGAGGCAAUCUACCAUGGAAUCCCUAUGGUGGGCAUUCCUCUGUUUGCGGAGCAACAUGAUAACAUUGUUUACAUGGAGGCUAAAGGAGCAGCUAUUAAACUGGAUUUCCACACAAUUUCAACAACAGAUUUGUUAAAUGCACUGAAGAAAGUCAUUAACAACCCUUCCUAUAAACACAAUGCUAUGAGGUUAUCAAGUAUUCAGCGUGAUCAACCAAUGAGGCCCCUGGACAGAGCAGUCUUCUGGAUCGAGUUUGUCAUGCGCCACAAGGGGGCCAAGCAUCUGAGGCCUCUUGCCCAGAACCUCACCUGGUACCAGUACCACUCUCUGGAUGUGAUUGGCUUCCUCCUGGCUUGUGCUGCAAUCAUUACUUUUGUUCCCAUAAAGUGUUGUUUGUUUUGUUUUCAAAAGUUUGUCAAGACAGGAAAGAAAAAAAAGAGAGAGUAGAGCUGUUCAGAUACAUGGCUUUACACAUGAGAAAGCUUCAUCUAAUUCCACUGCCAUGGAUAGACUCAUUAAGAAAUGAUCCACCAUGUUGUGUAAUAUCUUUGCCUUGGAGAUUUAAACAUACAAUGCAAUCUUGUUCAAAGAAUCUACAAUUCAAAUUUCAGUGUUCAAUUAACAGUUGUAAUUUAAUUUUCACAUGUAUGUCAUGAUGAACCUUAAAAGAAUGAGAAUGACUGAACCCACAAUAUAUUGAUUUGAGACAAAUAGGAAGCCUUAUAACUAUUGUAUCCUCAGGUAUAUUUUCAGAUUCAAUAAAAUGUAAACCACUGAAUAUUAUUUUUAUGUAAAUAAAUCAGAGGCAGGUAGUAAAAGCAGGGGCAUCAUCUUGUUAAUGAUAACAAGAUGUAUUGAAGAUAUAUAUAGCUAAAAUAGAGGACAAAAAGUUCAAUAUAGCCAGAGCUCAACUUAAUAAUAAAUAUGAAUACUACUGUCUUGUAGCAAAAAUCAGAAUUUGGUGAAGUAUGGAAGCCAAAGUGAACCAGGACACUGUAGGAAAAUGGAAAAUUUAAGUUGGAAGGAAAUAGAAAAUUUCACAAAAUGGCCUGACAUCUGGGGUUAGUGAAGAUAGUACAUUGUGAAUUCUGGGAGAAUAACAUUUACAUGAGGAAAGAUAUAAGAAGAAGGGCAGGAUCAGCUGUAGGGACAAAACAAUGACUUAGGAAAAAUAGAAGACAUGAUGAAUUUAGCCAUUUUCACAGCACAUUGGUAAUGCAAGUAUUUAAUUUCAUGGGAUUUUUAUCAGAGCAUAUCUCUUGAGGAAUAUCAAAUAUAUACUACAAAAUAUCAGUUCUUUAACAAAUUUUCUUUGUUGUAACUAGCUUCCUUAAACCUUGUAUCCCAAUGAUAGAUUUCAUUUGAAUAAAGUAUCUUCUAUCUUCGACUGGAA